This is a messenger RNA of Jaminaea rosea, 1823 nucleotides long. Its product is annotated as putative ATP2-F1F0-ATPase complex, F1 beta subunit. Gene Ontology annotation, molecular function: ATP hydrolysis activity; ATP binding; proton-transporting ATP synthase activity, rotational mechanism. The coding region runs from base 15 to 1652 and encodes 545 amino acids. The record is from RefSeq and is a predicted model, not a curated record. Lineage: Eukaryota; Fungi; Basidiomycota; Exobasidiomycetes; Microstromatales. Gene Ontology annotation, biological process: proton transmembrane transport; proton motive force-driven mitochondrial ATP synthesis. The transcript has 5 exons.
CACCCAUAAUCACGAUGCAGCGAAUCGCACUGCGAGCUCCUCGCAACCUCGCGCGUCAGGCGCAGGCUGGCAACAGCGCUUCCAGCCGUGCUCUCUCGUCCUUCGCCAAGGCGGCCGUCGCACCCGCUAUGAAGGCGCCCGCCGUUGCUGCUGGUAACGCUGCCCGCCCCUCGCUCGCUCGUAUGGCGGCCAAGGCCCCUGUUCAAGCUCGCGGCCUCGCUACCCCCGCUCAAGGCCAGAUGGGUGCCGUCAAGUCGGUCAUCGGCCCCGUCGUCGACGUCCAAUUCGACACCGAGGACCUCCCCGCCAUCUACAACGCUCUCGACGUCCAGGACGUCAAGGGUGCUCGUCUCGUCCUCGAGGUCGCCCAGCACCUGGGUGAGAACACGGUCCGCACCAUUGCCAUGGACGGUACCGAGGGUCUCGUUCGUGGCCAGAAGGUCCUCGACACUGGUGCCCCCAUCCAGAUUCCCGUCGGCCCCGCUUGCCUCGGCCGUAUCCUCAACGUCAUUGGCGAGCCCAUUGACGAGCGUGGACCCAUCAAGGGCGUCAAGCAGUCGCCUAUUCACCGUGAGCCCCCUGAGUUCGUCGAGCAGUCGACCGCUGCUGAGGUCCUCGAGACUGGUAUCAAGGUCGUCGACCUCCUCGCCCCCUACGCUCGUGGUGGAAAGAUUGGUCUCUUCGGUGGUGCCGGUGUCGGCAAGACCGUGCUGAUUCAGGAGCUCAUCAACAACAUCGCCAAGGCCCACGGUGGUUACUCCGUCUUCACCGGUGUCGGCGAGCGUACCCGUGAGGGCAACGACUUGUACCACGAGAUGAUCGAGACUGGUGUCAUCAACCUCGACGGUGACUCCAAGGUCGCUCUCGUCUUCGGUCAGAUGAACGAGCCCCCUGGUGCCCGUGCCCGUGUCGCUCUCACUGGUCUCACCAUUGCCGAGUACUUCCGUGACGACGAGGGACAGGAUGUGCUCCUCUUCAUCGACAACAUUUUCCGUUUCACCCAGGCUGGUUCGGAGACCUCGGCUCUUCUCGGCCGUAUUCCCUCGGCCGUCGGUUACCAGCCCACCCUCUCCACCGACAUGGGUGGUAUGCAGGAGCGAAUUACCACCACCAAGAAGGGAUCUAUUACCUCCGUCCAGGCCGUCUACGUGCCCGCCGACGACUUGACUGACCCUGCCCCGGCCACGACCUUCGCCCACUUGGACGCCACCACUGUGCUGUCCCGUGGUAUUGCCGAGCUCGGUAUCUACCCCGCCGUCGACCCCCUCGACUCGCAGUCUCGUCUUCUUGACCCCAAGGUCAUCGGUGAGGAGCACUACUCGGUCGCUCUCCGCACCCAGCAGCUCCUUCAGUCGUACAAGUCGCUGCAGGACAUCAUUGCCAUUCUCGGUAUGGACGAGCUGUCUGAGGAGGACAAGCUCGUCGUCGAGCGUGCCCGCAAGGUCCAGCGUUUCCUGUCGCAGCCCUUCGCCGUCGCUCAGGUCUUCACUGGUAUCGAGGGUCGCCUCGUGCCCCUGAAGGAGACGAUCGACUCGGUCAAGCAGAUCCUCGACGGCAAGCACGACUCGCUGCCCGAGGCUGCCUUCUACAUGGUCGGUAACGCCGAGGAGGUCAUGUCGAAGGCACAGAAGCUCAGCGCUGAGAGCAAGUAAAAAGGCAUCAGCGGUAGCGUCUGAGCGGAGAUGGAAAGGGGAUUGAUGGCUUUGAGGUAUUCCUGUUGGUGGAAGAGGGGCGGCGGUGUGAUCAAAGAAUCGCGUUUCCAUUCUCAUCGCUGCUUGUAUUCCCACCCAAUCGUUCCUCUCCAUCAAUUCUCUCUGGUAGCA